Molecule: messenger RNA, 1189 nt
Organism: Paramacrobiotus metropolitanus
Lineage: Eukaryota; Metazoa; Tardigrada; Eutardigrada; Parachela; Macrobiotidae
Exons: 7
Coding region: 26-1189 (387 amino acids)
Source: RefSeq, a predicted model, not a curated record
AUGGUGUUCUAACAGUUCUAUUUUCAUGGUAACAAUGACACUACUGAAUACUUACUGCGUUUGCUCCAUACGUCGCUGUAUUGGAUGGACUAUCGCCAUUUUCCUCUACGCCGGAAUACUGUUAUCAGUGUUAUGUAACGCCGCCCGAACCGUUAAACCAAACAGCGGUCAGUUUAUGCAAGAACUUCUGAAGUCCGCAUCGGCACAGCAAAUCUUUUUACCCUUAAGUACAGCCAAUAUCACCGCUAACCGGCAUCUUUACGGGAAACUGCUCAGGUCGAAUUUCCUGGAUGCCCGGUACAUUGUGGAUGCCAAUGAUCCGUCGCUGUUACUCGUACAGCUGUCCAGCCGUAUCACCGCGUUCUGCCAUGUACAAUUCCAUUCCUACACGAUGAAAAGUGGGGAAAGGGUGGAUAAAACGGAGGACCAGUUUGAUUUCCCCAUGCCCAGCGGUUUCAUCCACAUUUACAACGGGAAAGAGCGCAAGAAGCGCAGUAUCCUCGAUGUCAUCCGGUCAGUGCCGCAGCUAUCGCGCCUGCACCAGGCCAUCCAGACAGUACCGGGACUUCCGGAAUAUUUAGCAUGUAAUGGUCCGGUAACAAUGUUUGCCGCAAAUAACGAUGGAUGGGAACGUUUUGGAUUGGAGAGAAUGUCACUAUUGAUGCGCUGGCCCAAUGCCAUGCAAGAAUUACUGACGAAUAUGGUGGUAACCAACGGAACACUGGUAACGGAUGAUUGGGCUGACGGCGACAUAAUGACCACACUGAACAGCUACGGAAGCCUGCAAGCGCGGAUAGCCGCAGACGGUGUACUGCGGAUCAUCAACAGCCGUCCCUCGCCCUUCAUGGCCUCCCUCAGUCCGUCCCGCGCUCCGUCGCUCCUGACGGAUCGCGCCCGCCCCGACCAAGCGCUAGUCUUAGAAACGGAUUACUACGCCGACAACGGCGUGUUACACAUCGUGGACAACGUCCUGUACCCGCCGGUGCCGGCGAUUAACGAGACCGUCGCCCAGCUGUUCCCCUUCAGCCCCUACAUGCCGCUGCCGCCCAUCCAGGUCGACUGGGAUUCCGAUUGUGUCGGACAAGUGGCGGAUUCCAUGUUGGCCACCACAACCACCACCACUAGUAAACCGCUGAUAUUCUUUCCCAAAGCGCCGAGAAACAGGCACAAUCCGUUGUUUCCCGGAUGA